Messenger RNA from Pneumocystis jirovecii RU7, 2406 nucleotides. RefSeq lists its product as uncharacterized. The transcript has 11 exons. Gene Ontology annotation, biological process: retrograde transport, endosome to Golgi. NCBI's taxonomy places the organism in Eukaryota, Fungi, Ascomycota, Pneumocystomycetes, Pneumocystales, Pneumocystaceae. The coding region runs from base 1 to 2406 and encodes 801 amino acids. The record is from RefSeq and is a predicted model, not a curated record. Gene Ontology annotation, cellular component: GARP complex.
AUGAUAGAUGCAACAGCACAAACUAAUGUUUAUAACGUUUUAAAUGAUGUUAAUACAAUUCUUUCUGAGCCAAUAUUGUCUCAUGAAGUUGUUGGAUCAUGUAUAAUGCAUUUAGAGAAAUAUACAAAUGCAUUAGACGAUGAACUUGAAAUGCUGCAAAUUGGAUUGAACAAGAAUGUAGUUGAUUCAUCAUUCUGCAUGUCUAUGAAAGAAAUAUUCCAUAGUUUAGUUCAGGAUAUAGAAUCUAUGCAAUCACGAGCACUUGAGAUGGAAAAUUUGGUUACAGAGAUUACAACCGAUAUUAGGCAAUUAGACUAUGCAAGACGUAAUAUAAUUUCAUCAAUGAUUGUUUUAAAGCGUCUUCAAAUGUUAACGAUUGCAUAUGAACAGUUAAAAGCUCUGGUCAAGGCAAAACAGUAUGGAGAGAUUACACAUUUAUUAGAAGCAGUUUUAGAGUUAACUUCUUACUUUAAAUCAUUUAGAAGUGUUGAUCAAAUUGCUAUACUUUGCAACAAUAUUUAUGAGUUAAAAAAAGAUUUACUUGAGCAAGCAUCUUUAGAUUUUGAGAACAUAUUUUCUAGUUCUUUAGAUUUAAAUAAAAAAGCAUCUCAGUUGCAGGAAAUAUGUAUUAUGAUAGAUACUCUUGAAAACAAAGCAAGAGAACGUAUUUUGCUGUGGUACUGUAAUACUCAACUUAGAGAAUAUCGUGCAGUAUUUCGAGGAAAUGAUGAGGCUGCUUCAUUGGACAAUAUUUCUCGAAGAUAUGCAUGGAUAAAAAGAAUGUUGAAACUUUAUGAUGAAAAACAUUCAAAAAUGUUUCCUGAGUCAUGGAAUACAGAUGAAAGAUUAUGUCACAAUUUCUGCAUAAAUACAAGUGAAGAUAUUCGAGAUGUACUUUCUAAAUCUGGAAGGAAUUGUAAAAUUACUAUAUUUAUAGAAGCAUUAGAGAAAACAUUGGAAUUCGAACAAUUUUUAGAAAAGAGAUUUAUUUUUGAUCAUUGCAGUUUGACAGAUAGCGUUGUUCCAAAACAAAAUGGUAAAACAUUGACAUUUCAUAAAAUUAUAAGAAAUACAUUUGAUCCAUAUUUGAAUAUUUUCAUUGAAUCUCAAGAAAAUAUAUUAUCUUCCAUGAUUCAAUCUUUUAAAAAAAUAGAUUUAGAAAACGAAAUAAAAAAUAAUGCUCAAUUAAUAGUAACAUCUUCUUCAACAGAAUUGUUUUUAUCUUACCGCGAAACUUUAACACAAUAUGAAAAACUGUUGGAUGGACGGCUUUUGCUUGAGUUAUCUUAUCUUUUUGGGAAAUGGCUUAUCAUAUAUGCUGAAACAAUUUUAUUACCCGUUAUAGAUGGAAGACAAACAUUAAAUAUAAAUACUUGUUGUUUAGUUUUAAACACAUCAGAUUAUUGUUAUAAAACGACUGUACAGUUGGAAACACUUAUAAAAAGUAAAAUAAUAGAUGAUUUUCGAGAAAAAGUAAAUUUUACCAAAGAAGAAGAAAUGUUUUUAAAUAUUGCUGGAGUUUCAAUUAAAAGUCUUGUAAAAAUAGUAGAAGCAAAUUUGUCUGGUCCAUUUAAAGAUAUGGUAAAAAUAGAUUGGAGCCAAUUGGAAAAUAUAGUAGAUCAAAGUGCAUAUGUCAUUGGUAUAACGUCAGUAUUAAAAGAUAUGUCCAAAAAAAUUAUAGAAAAAAUUCCUAUAGAAAAAUUCGUUAGAACUUUUUGUGAUAAAAUAGUUGAAUCAUUUUUAGAUAAUUUUAUAUUUUAUAUUACCCGAAGUCGACCUAUUUCAGAAAUUGGUGCAGAACAAAUGAUUUCAGAUUUAUAUUCAAUUAAAAUGACUCUUUUAAAGCUUCCUGUAAUUACAAAUAAAAAGAAUGCACAAGCACAUAUAUCAUACACUAAAUUUGUUAAUAAAGGGAUAUCAAGAAUAGAAACUAUUUUAAAAGUAUUAUUAACACAGAUUAAUUCUUCUGAAGAAUUUGUAAAUAAUUAUUUUAUAUGGAUUGGUGAUAAAAAUGCAUCUAAUUUUUUGAAAAUUUUAGAACUUAAAGGUAUUCGUAAACAAGAACAAAAUCAAUUAUUAGAUAUAUUUAAUAUUCAAGUAUCAGAGCAUUCAGAUUUGAUAGACUCAUCCCCACUUUUGGAAUCUCUAGUUCUUUCUUCACAAACAGGGCCAAAUACAGGCCUUUCUUCUCGUUUUGAUGCUUCUAAUAUUAGCUCUAUUUUUUCUAUAACACGGGAAAAUUUUGAACGAUUACCUCGAAACUCUACAUUAUCGAAUUCUGAAACAUUACCAUCGUCUGGUUCUCGAUUAAAUGAGCGUUUUAAGGGAUUAUUCCGAAGAGAUUCCUCUUCAGGAACUAGUCCUUCAAGUAAAGAAUCUUAUUUUAAACCUAAUUAUGUUUCUUAA